Messenger RNA from Dentiscutata erythropus, 225 nucleotides. The record is from the annotation of a GenBank genome assembly. Lineage: Eukaryota; Fungi; Glomeromycota; Glomeromycetes; Diversisporales; Gigasporaceae.
UCUAAAGAAAUAUUAACUGGAAAAACUAGUCAGAAUUCUUUAAUUUUUGCAAAAUCAAAUAGGUUAAGGUUAGUAAAUACUAUAGAGAAAGAAUCACAAUUUGAUUCAAGCAAAGGCUUAAAAAAACCAAUUAGAAAUACAUUAAUUGAAGAAGUAGCUGACCUGGAUUCAGUUGUUGCAGAGGUUGUGAUUACUGAGGCAGUUGAGGUAGUUGUAGUGGGUUAA